Molecule: messenger RNA, 2109 nt
Organism: Gadus macrocephalus (Pacific cod)
Lineage: Eukaryota; Metazoa; Chordata; Actinopteri; Gadiformes; Gadidae
Product: reticulon-4-interacting protein 1 homolog, mitochondrial-like
Exons: 9
Coding region: 313-1632 (439 amino acids)
Cellular component (GO): mitochondrion
Molecular function (GO): zinc ion binding; oxidoreductase activity
Source: RefSeq, a predicted model, not a curated record
UCAAGGCGGGUCAUAUUGUCAAAACAAUGGAGCUAGCGUGGUAGCUAGAAGGGGAACUGCGGAAGGUUGUGAGAUAAGAAACACAUUUCUUACCAAACACAGUACUAUUUCCUUUAUUUCAUGCGUUUUACGUUGAACGGAUUCAAAUGGCUUUCAAGACUUACAUAUAUUAUUUUCGUUUAUCCUAAAAAUACAACGUAAGACACGCAUUGCUGUCAACCUUGACAUGCUAACGUUACAUACAGUUGCAUAAGUAGCCUUAGUUCCUUGGUAGAAAUUCACUGUGUUGUCAACCACCUAACAGCCACGAAGAUGGCUUCUCUCAGAGCAUUGUCGUCCACCAGGGUUGGCACUUUCUUCUACAGGAAAGCACCAAGCUCGACCCAAGUUUUAGCAUCAUGCAGUAUUUGGUGCAGAAGAAAUCUGUAUGGGUCACUCAGAAGGCAUAACAGCAUGUCUGCAUGGGUUAUUGACCAAUACGGUACGAAUGAGGUCCUAAGGGUUAGCGAUGAAAUCAUGAUGCCCACCAUAAACCUAGCCAGCGAAGUGCUGAUAAAAGUUGAAGCUGCCAGCCUCAACCCCCUUGACAUCUCGAUGAGGGGUGGUUAUGGAGCUACACUGUUGAAUUUGAGACGUGACCCCAUGUCUGUGAUGCAGAAUGACACAGAGUUCCCGCUGAUCCUGGGCCGUGAUGUUUCUGGUGUAGUGGUGGAAUGCGGCUCCCAGGUCACACAUUUUGCUCCAGGUGAUGAGGUAAAGGUCAACAGCUUAAUGGUGUGGGCGGCAGUUCCUCCCUGGAAGCAGGGCAGUCUGGCCCAGUACCUGACCCUCACCGAGUACGAGGUCUCCCACAAACCAAAAUCGCUGAGUCACACAGAAGCCGCCUCCGUCCCUUAUGUCGCCACAACAGCUCUGUCUGCCCUGGUCAAUGCCGCCGGCCUGUGCAGUGAAAACUGCUCUGAUAAAAGGGUUCUGAUCACUGGAGGUUCUGGGGGCGUUGGGACCUUCUCCAUCCAGCUCCUCAAGGCUUGGGGGGCCCAUGUGACGGUGACCUGUGCUGGGAAUGCAGAGGGGCUGGUGCGAGGCCUGGGAGCGGACGAGGUGGUGGACUACACCGCUGGGGACGUGGCUGCUCAGCUGGAGGCCACAGAGAAGUAUGACGUGGUCCUUGACAACGUGGGGGGCGUGGACACGGAGCGGUGGGCCCUGGGCCUGCUGAGGCCCUGGUCGGGGGCCAAGUACGUCACGCUGGUCAGCCCCCUCCUGCACAGCACCGACGCGGCGGGCCUGGUGGAGGGCCUGGGGCGCUCCGGCUGCAGCCUGCACAGCAAGGCCCUGCAGAACCUGCUGUCCCGCGGCGUCUUCUACCGCUGGGGCUUCUACGCGCCAGACGGCCCCGCCCUGGAUGAGGUCAGCGCGCUGGUGGACGCCGGGAAGCUGCUGCCGGUGGUGCAGGCGUGCUUCCCCUUCAGCCAGGUGCCGCAGGCCUUCCAGAGGGUGGAGCAGGGCCACGCCCGGGGCAAGACGGUCAUCAGCGUGGGGGGCCAGCGGGACCCCCUGUCUGAGCAGGAGGAGGGCUGCCCCGCGGAGGACGGGGGCCGCCACGCCCGCGCUCAGACGGCCCACUCGUAGCGGUCAGAGGAGGGGCCGUGUUGCUCUGGAGACGUGAGGCCACGCCGAGCAGGCAGGAUAACAUGUACUUUAUCAACUCCCACAGGGGUUUAAGGCAAGAGAUUAUAUCUAUUAUUUUUUUCCACUAGAAGGGGAGAAAUAAGGCUGUCUUUGGCAACAGGGAAUUGUCUAGCCAGGAUUAGCGCUGUGUGUGUGUGUGUGUGUGUGUGUGUGUGUGUGUGUGUGUGUGUGUGUGUGUGUGUGUGUGUGUGUUUUUCAAUCUCUAGCUUUUUAGCAGAGAUAGUCUAGAGAGGUUGAGCUGAUACAAGCACUGCAUGAGUGAAUGGGGAAAGCUUCUUCUGCAGUCCCUCUGAUUUCCCAAUGUGGUAAACCUGAAAGGCUUCUGCUGUACACUGGGGUUUGGAAAGCAAAGGGGUUUUCAUUCAUCCACACGACCAGCUGGUUCUGUAAUAAAUAAAGUGACAGUUUUCAAGAAAA